Plasmopara halstedii is the source of this 354-nucleotide messenger RNA. RefSeq lists its product as uncharacterized. The transcript has 2 exons. NCBI's taxonomy places the organism in Eukaryota, Oomycota, Peronosporomycetes, Peronosporales, Peronosporaceae. The record is from RefSeq and is a predicted model, not a curated record. The coding region runs from base 1 to 354 and encodes 117 amino acids.
AUGGUUUUUUUCGCACGGCGCUGCAGGGUUUGCGAGGUUGUAAACUACGUUCGCGCGGUCCACGGGCUUCCAAAGCACCCUGUAGACAACGAUGGCCGCAUCAGUGACCUGUAUGUCACCGUAUAUUACGUUGUUCACGAAGAUGCAGACAUGCAGGGUCUAGUGGAUGAGGAUGACGACGACGCAGCGGCAGAGCCACAGGAAUCGUUGGCGGCACAGUUGCGGGCACAUCCAAACACAAGAGGCUCUUACCUCCGACAUGCCGCGGAUACCACCGAAAAAGACAAGACAGAACAGGCAUUGGAGAAGCAAACGUCGCUGAGUAAGGCGCAGACGACAAAGAAGAAGACGUAG